AUGACUGGAGAGAGCUAUGCCGGCCAUUACAUUCCUCAGCUUGCCUCCACCAUUCUCCAACACAACAAAGCCACGAACCAAACAAAAAUUAUCAACCUCAAAGGCAUUGCACUUGGAAAUGCCUGGAUCGACGACAGCACGGGUCAACUGGGUAUUUAUGAUUAUUUGUGGACUCAUGCUUUGAACUCUGACGAGACCAAUGCAGGGAUACACAAAUAUUGUGACUUUGCUUCUGAUAAUUCUUCCAGUUCAUGUGAUAAAUAUCAAAACCAAGCAAUGGACGAGGCUGGAAAUGUUGAUAUUUACAACAUCUAUGCUCCCCUUUGCAAAAUAUCACAAGCCAAAUCUCCCUCAACUAGCACUGGUUCUGUUAAUGGAUUUGAUCCAUGCUCUGAUUAUUAUGUGGACACCUAUCUAAAUCUUGUGGAGGUGCAAGCAGCUCUUCAUGUCAAACCUACAAAUUGGUCGGGUUGCGGUGGUGUUGGAUGGACGGACAGCCCAACGACAAUGCUACCCACAAUUAAGCAGCUCACAGCAAGUGGGAUAAGUUUAUGGAGUAUAGGUUGGAGGAUAUGUUGCUGGGUACGAAGGGUUGACACUUGCUACGGUAAGGGGAGCUGGGCAUAUGGUUCCCAGCUAUCAACCACAGCGAGCACUCACCUUCAUCUCAUCUUUCCUUCAGGGGAAGCUUCCUCUACCUCCUAA
This is a messenger RNA of Prunus armeniaca (apricot), 705 nucleotides long. The record is from the annotation of a GenBank genome assembly. Lineage: Eukaryota; Viridiplantae; Streptophyta; Magnoliopsida; Rosales; Rosaceae.